AUGAAUAACAACGAAAAGGCGAAAAGAGUCUGGUGUGAUGGGUGGUGCGUUUUUUUAAUUAAGUGGGUAAAUAGUGUUUUAGUUAUGAUAUGGUCCACUUUGGACAUGCAAAUCAGCUGAGACAAGCAAAAGAAAUGGGCCAGAAACUGGUGGUGGGAGUACACAACGAUGAAGAGAUCACAAAACACAAGGGACCUCCAGUUUUCAAUCAAAAUGAGAGGUAUAGAAUGGUCCGGGGGAUCAAAUGGGUCGACGAGGUAAGGCGAAAAUAAGUUUGGACCCACAGCAAAAACUUGUUUUCAUGAGUUUCCAGAAAUAUUUUAAAAAAUGCAACUUCAGAUCGUCGAAGAUGCCCCUUAUUCCACCACAAUCGAGACUCUCGACAAAUAUGACUGUGAUUUCUGUGUCCAUGGAAGUAAGUGUGUAUUAUAUCUAUACUAAAUGAACCCUUAGAUGACAUUACAUUAACCGCAGAUGGGGUUGACACGUAUGCUGAAGUAAAGGAAGCGGGAAGAUACCGGGAAUGCGAGAGGACAGCAGGAGUUUCUACAACGGUAGGUUGAGGAGCUGUCGUGUAAAAUAAGAUUUCAGGAUCUGGUGGGAAGGAUGCUAUUGAUGACAAGAAGUCAUCACAGCCAGUGUGAAGAUAUGACUCCAGAUCACGAGCAGAAGGCCCACAAGCUGAGCACAGUAAGAAAAAGAAAAUAUUCUUUAUUUGAAGUGGUUUGUUUUUGUGAAACUUUAAUAAGGUUGUGGAAAGUAACUGUUCUAUUGUAUAUUAAAACACUAACCGUAUUUCUUCAGGAUCACGGAGCCGGUUCCCCAUGGACCAGAGUCUCCAAGUUCAUGCCUUCAACUCAGACCAUUCUCCAAUUCGCUGAUGGAAAAGCCCCAGCGCCCGGAGAUACGAUCGUUUAUGUCUGUGGAGCUUUUGAUCUCUUCCACGUUGGUCAUCUCUGUUUUCUGGAAGAGGCCAGGAAACUGGGAGAUUAUUUGAUUGUGGGAAUCUAUCCAGAUCAAGUUGUAAACAGCUACAAAGGGAGAAACAAUCCGAUCAUGACAUUACACGAACGAGUUCUCAGUGUUCUUGCUUACAAAGUAAGGUUUUAGGGUAAUUCGCGGAGUUUUAUUUUUUGAUUAUUUUAAGCCGGUCAGUGAAGUUGUUAUCGGUGCUCCGUAUGAGGUGACCCGUGAACUGAUUGACAGAUUCCGGAUUGAUAUUGUCGUGAACGGAGUCCGAGGGCAUCAUCAACAUGAUGGAAUCGACCGCUUCCAUGUCCCAAAGACACUGGGAAUCUACCGGGAAAUUGAAAGUGGAAACAGAAUGACUACAGACAAGAUCGUCGAGAGAAUCAUCGCCCAUCGUCAGGCAUUCGAAUCCAGGAAUCAAAAGAAGGAACGGAAGGAAAUAGCUGCCUUUGAAGCAUUGAAAAGGCUGCAGCAACGUCAGGGAUUGUUUUGCACCAAUCAAGUUAUUUCGAUCCACGAACAAAACUAG
This is a messenger RNA of Bursaphelenchus xylophilus (pine wood nematode), 1498 nucleotides long. The record is from the annotation of a GenBank genome assembly. Lineage: Eukaryota; Metazoa; Nematoda; Chromadorea; Rhabditida; Aphelenchoididae.